AUGCCAUUUUUGGUUCAUUCUUCUUGCACAGGUUUUAAUAGGUUACAUUUAUGUCAAUGUCCAUUUUCAACCUUUGCGUUUAUCUGUACCCGACUCCACCAUAAGCACUUUCCUCUCUAUAUCUAUAUAACUCACUACUCUAAAAAAGGCCAAAUCUUACUCCUUCUUUUAUUCUUUCCUUUUUUCUUGUUUCCUUCUUUCCUUCCUUUGCUUUUUAAAUUUCCUUUUUCUUUUUUCUCUUUCUUUUUACACACAUCUUUCUUUCUUUCUUUCUUUCUUUCUUUCUUUUUAUCAGUGUUUUCUGUUUCUUUUAUCAUAACUUGUUUUUGUCUCACUUCCUCCUUUCUUUCUCUUUUUACUGUCUCCCUCUUUCUUUCUCUAAAUUCGCCCAUAUCUCUCAGUCAUUUUCCGUAUUAUUCUUUCUCUCUCUCUCUCUCUCUCUCUCUCUCUCUCUCUCUCUCUCUCUCUCUCUCUCUAAACGCAUACACCUACACGCACAUAAACACACACUUUCUAUCUACCGUCUUAUUCACUUUUUCCUUCUUCCUUUUUUUUUCACACUUUCACUCUCUUAUUUUUUCAUGCCUCCUACUUUCUCUCUCUCUCUCUCUCUCUCUUUGUUCUUUCUCUCUCACACAUACACACACUCACACUCUUAAUAUCUAUCUCUGUGUCCCCGUUUUUUCUAUUACCAUCUCUCUCUUUUUCUCUUUGUCUCUGUCUGUCUGCCUCUCUCUCUCUCUCUCUCUCUCUCUCUCUCUCUCUCUCUCUCUCUCUCUAAACGCAUACACCUACACGCACAUAAACACACACUUUCUAUCUACCGGUUACUCUUUUGUCUUCCUGUCGAUAUCGACCUUUUUUAGUCUUAUUCACUUUUUCCUUCUUCCUUUUUUUAUUCACACUUUCACUCUCUUAUUUUUCAUGCCUCCUACUUUCUCUCUCUCUCUCUCUCUCUCUCUCUCUUGUUCUUUCUCUCUCACACAUACACACACUCACACUCUUACGAUAUCACUCUCCGUGUCCCCCUUUUUUCUAUUACCAUCUCUCUCUGUUUCUCUGUCUAUCUCUCUCUCUCUCUCUCUCUCUCCUUUCUUAUUACUUUUCUAUCCUUAUCUCCCCUUGUUAUUUUUCCAAUUGUCUCGUAUACUUUCGUUGCCAUGUUACCCUCGAUCCAAUGUGAUCUCUUUCUUUCUUUUUUCUUUUCUUUUUUCUUUGCCUUGCUCUUUUCUGUUCCAAAUUAUCUGCACUUUGCUUCUUUCUUUCAUCACCUUCUCUCCAAAUGCAUCUCUUAAUUUCUUUCUUUCUUUUUCCUUUAUGUUACUUUGUCUUGAUACAUGA
Acanthosepion pharaonis is the source of this 1341-nucleotide messenger RNA. Lineage: Eukaryota; Metazoa; Mollusca; Cephalopoda; Sepiida; Sepiidae. The record is from the annotation of a GenBank genome assembly.